This is a messenger RNA of Phytophthora nicotianae INRA-310, 237 nucleotides long. RefSeq lists its product as hypothetical. The transcript has a single exon. Gene Ontology annotation, cellular component: membrane. Lineage: Eukaryota; Oomycota; Peronosporomycetes; Peronosporales; Peronosporaceae. Gene Ontology annotation, molecular function: ABC-type transporter activity. The record is from RefSeq and is a predicted model, not a curated record. The coding region runs from base 1 to 237 and encodes 78 amino acids.
AUGCAAGUCUACAUGGGCAUGAUGUUCGCCUACGCGCUUCCGAGCGAAGAAGUGGCUGCUAUUAUCGGCGUUUUGGUGAAUUCGGUCUUCAUCUUGUUUAUGGGCUUCAGUCCUCCGGCGUACGCCAUCCCCUCGGGCUACAAGUGGCUGUACACGAUCUCGCCGAUGAAGUUCCCCUUGUCCGUCACGGUUUGCGCUUGUUUUCGCGGAUUGCGACGAGUUGCCGACGUGGAAUGA